AUGAAACGUUUCUUCACUGUACGAAUAACCAUGCAACAGCAGCUGUGUCUUCUCCACUUAAGUUUUUGCGCCGCCUUAGUGGGUGUGAUAAGAAAUUGCCGAAGUGAUUUUGUUACUUUGCGACGGCAAAGUCAUUGGACGAUGGCAGAUUUCAACGCUACACCGACAAAUAGUCGCAAAUUGUUAAAUAGUGAGAUAAGAGAAUGGAACCGCUUUACCGAUAUUGCCAACCAUUAUCAACUACGUUUUAAACCUUUGCGUCUAAUGCCACGUUUGCUUGAGAAUAAAGUGUCACACAAGCCGACGUCAACGAAAUCCAACGUUACGGAUGGGGAAGCUGCAGUUGUAGGAACAGAUGCCGAGCAAGCCGCAGAUGCGGAGCUGUUGAACAACCCUUUCUCAAAUACUCGCGUUCCGCAUAUACGACCGCAUGCCACAAGCACAGUGAGAUCGCCGAUUAGACCUUCAGCUUUGGUCCCAAUACCAGCCGCGAGCUCCAGUCUGAUGCCAUUGACCAUAGCGAAUAUAGCACAAGCAACCGAUGCCGUGAACUCUAUCAUGAGACCACCACAAAUUGGAUUUACAAGGCCGCAGUUACUCUUUCAUGGCGCACCGUUCAAACUUAAUUUGUUGCAGCAAAAGCAUACGACCAAAAAGACAAAGAGCAAGGGAUUUCUCAGCCUCUUCGAGGUUAUAAAAUUCGAGAAUACCAAAUGCUCGGUGGCUAUGGAUGAGAUUGAUAUACGAGUGCGUGCUUUAGAGGGUAUUUGUUAUCACGAGUUCGAAUGUAAAAGCUUAGGUGGCAUUCCGACCGAACCAUGCGCGGAGGGUGUGGGAGUGUGUUGCGUGUUUUUGACCGGUUGCGGCGAUACGACCAAACAGUCGGUAGUCUACUUUGAAAGCCCAAACUAUCCGAAUCCAGUACGCGAAAUGUUAAUUUGUGUGUUGAUCAUAAAUUUACGUGAUAAUGUGCAGCAAUUGCGUUUGGAUUUUAUUCAGUUUGAGAUUAAUCGCCCUACCGAUGGGGACUGCGUGGAGGAUCAAUUCAUUGUCUCUGGUCAGAACCUAAAUUUUGCUGUGCCCAUUCUAUGCGGCAUUAACACCGGCCAUCAUAUUUAUGUCGAUGUCAACAAUUCAUUCGAGAGGAAAAUUUAUCUGUCCUUUAUUACUAAACUGGCCAAUGGAGAUCGUGCCUUCAACAUAAAAGUAUUACAGCUGGAGAGCGAUUUGGCCCCUGAGGGUUGUUUGCAGUUUUACACAGAAAACGAUGGCGAAGUGAAGUCAUUCAAUUAUGAUGCCGACGGCGCUUUUGUCAACAAGGCGGUCGCAACAUAUUUCAAUAAUCUAAAUUAUGUAAUUUGUCUACAACGAUCCAAGGACAUGUGUUCGGUUAGUUACAACACCGAGCUAAAUGGUGGCGAACAACUCGACUUUCAAAUCACUAACAAAGACGAAGACGAAGUGGACUUGGUGCCGGAUGGUCAGGCGGGUGCUGGUAUUUUUAAUUGUCCGGACGAUUAUAUCGCCAUCAAUCAAGUGCGGCUCUGCGGCGAGCGCUUCAACGAUGGCACCGUUUCGGACGACUUCACUCAAAAUGCACCGGUUAAGGACGUCGCAGCGGGACCAAUUAUAUUACCAGUGCACAGCGAUGACGAGUAUGUGGGUCGCGGCUUUCACCUAAUCUACAAACAGGAGUUAUGCAUUUGAGGCGCAACGGAGUUACUCGUUUCGUUUUGUCCCUUUUUGCAUGCAAUGCAUGGUUCCUUUUAUUCUUUUGUGAUCAUUCUCUAUUAUCUAUUGUGGAAUUUUGCUGGAUUUGCAUGUG
Messenger RNA from Bactrocera dorsalis (oriental fruit fly), 1825 nucleotides. RefSeq lists its product as uncharacterized. The record is from RefSeq and is a predicted model, not a curated record. NCBI's taxonomy places the organism in Eukaryota, Metazoa, Arthropoda, Insecta, Diptera, Tephritidae. Bases 1 to 1707 code for a protein of 568 amino acids. The transcript has 7 exons.